Triplophysa rosa is the source of this 6752-nucleotide messenger RNA. Its product is annotated as phosphatidate phosphatase LPIN2-like. Gene Ontology annotation, biological process: fatty acid catabolic process; positive regulation of transcription by RNA polymerase II; triglyceride biosynthetic process. The transcript is spliced from 19 exons. The record is from RefSeq and is a predicted model, not a curated record. The coding region runs from base 2184 to 4847 and encodes 887 amino acids. Gene Ontology annotation, cellular component: nucleus; cytosol; endoplasmic reticulum membrane. Lineage: Eukaryota; Metazoa; Chordata; Actinopteri; Cypriniformes; Nemacheilidae. Gene Ontology annotation, molecular function: phosphatidate phosphatase activity; transcription coactivator activity.
ACUAAACGCCUCUUAUAUCAUUCACACUGGAGCUCAAACUUCAACAACUCAGGUGAGCAGCUAACAUCAUCAUUUUCCACGGUAAACAUCACUGUAAAAAGAAAAACUUCAUUUUACAGAAUUUUUCUGUUGUUAUUUAUUCUUUUUUUUACAGAUUUUCCAAGUAAAAUGUAAAAAAAAUACUGAAUUAUACAAUUUUUUUAUGUAUUUUUGAAAUGCAGUCAAAUAACGUAAAAUUACAGAAAAAGACCGCAAAUUUACAGGAAAACUGGGCAAAUGUAAUUUUACAGGUGAAAACCGUUAUUUUACAGUUUAUUUCUGGUGCCCCAGCUCCCAGAAAAUAUCUGUUUUUUAACAAGAUUUGUUUUUUUACAGUUACAGUAUAUCCUGUAAUUUUACAGGAAAAAACAUAUUUUACAGUACAUUUCUGUUUCUCCAGCUUACAGAAAAUGUCAAUUUUUUACAGAAUUUUUUUCAAGUGAUGACUACAAACUGUAACAAAUAACGCAUGAUCUGUAUGUUUGUUGCUAUGUUUCAUUUGUUUGUGAUGACUGUCAAAACUCAUGUCAGUUUGUAGUGUUGUGAUGGAAACUAUGAUUAGUGUUGUUAAUUUUUCUAUGAAGUCAACUUGUGUUUUUGAUUUAAAUUUUAUUAAAUGUACUGAAUUGUCUGUAACAGUUUACGUGUGGCGUGUGGAUGUAAUUGGACAGAGCUGGAUCUCAGUGUCUGAUGUGUUUAGUGCUUCACACAUGCAGAAUUGAGUUUGUGUUUCACUUCUGGGGAUUUACAGAUAAUCCACUAGAAAGGUUUUAACCCUCCUGACCCGCUCGAACAACAACAAGGGCAGAAGAAAGUGUGUCCUGACCGCUCACCUGACCGACACAAGCCAAAAGCAGCCCUUUAAAAACUACAGACAUGAGUCACUGUACUAUUCUUGUAUAAAUCUUAAAGCAUCAUUUAUAGUGUAAAGAAUGUGCUUAUCAUUUUUCCAGCAAAGAUGGCUGCUAGAUGGCAAUUAUUUCUUACUGUCAUGCUAAAAGCAAUACAGAAGAUCUGUCUUUGUUUGGUGUUAGAUGGUUUGUCAGAGGAUGUGGUUCGGGGUGCUGAGACAUCAUGUGUGUCUUGUUUGGAAUUAGUUUCCGCUUUGAAUCGUGUCCUGUCAGGCAUGUGCAUUAUUUGGCGUCUGUUGUGUCGGUUUAGUUACGCGUCAAUAUGAAUCAUGAGUGUUUGUCAUAUAUGUGAAUCAUAUGGGUGUGCUAAAAGUAUGCAUGUGUUUGAAUGAGUAAUGUUAAAAAAAGCUUUCUCAAUGGAUCCAUGAGAACAGAGUGGAUGUUUUUUUAAGAUUAUAUAUAAAAUUUAAAACUGUCUUACUCUUCUUCUAAAUACAUUUCAUGAUGUUUCUCAACUCAAUUCAAGUCUAUUUUUAUUGGUCACAAAGACUCUAUUCCCACAAGUUGAGAUCAAUGAAAGUAGAAAUAAAAUAUGAGGAAAAUUAAGAUUUAAAGAAUUAUAAAAUGUAAAAAGAUUACAAAAUAAUUGAACCGUAACUAAUAAUCUGUCAAGCAUCAUAAAAUGUAAGAUUUUGAAAUCCUCUUAUCCUCUACAGCUUCAAGCAUUACAACAAUUAUUUUAUACACACAAUUACUGUUUGCUAUUGUACAGAAUAUAAAUAAUAAUUCAUACAUGUUUCUUUAGAGGUACGUGACAAUGAAGUUUUGUUUAGGACCUACAUGACCAUAUUUUUUCAGUAUACAGUAUUAGAUAUAAAACAAAUGGGGUUGAAUAAAAACAAACAAUAACAAGUCAAAAUGUCAAACAUAAUGUAUUCGUGUGGCUGCUUGCUGGUUUAUUGACAUUAUUAAUACAUUUCCAUAAGCCAACUUUAAUAUUGCCAUCAGUCGGGUGAAAAUUUGACUAACAAAUACUCGUGAGUAGAAAUUUGGUUUCUGAAAAUGUUCCCACCAUUCUGAAGCUAAAGCAAAACGUCAUACUGAUAGAACACAUCACCAGAAAUAACAGGUAUGAAUAUCAGAUCUAUAUUUAUAUACAUUUACAUGUAUGCAUGUGGUCUGUGUUGCGUAUGUAAUCCUGUGGUUUCUCUGCAUAAACAUGAGGCUGGGAAAUACUGUCACUGGUUUUUUUUUUAUCCCUUUUAGGGGUUUUUUUGUCCGUACAUAUUGUAUAUGUGUUCAUGUGUGUCUCAGGUGAGCAGAAUGAACUAUGUGGGUCAGUUGGCCGGGCAGGUGUUGGUGACGGUGAAGGAACUGUAUAAAGGUUUAAAUCAGGCCACUCUCUCGGGCUGUAUUGAUGUGGUGGUGAUACGGCAGCCUGACGGGACGUACCUGUGCUCACCUUUCCACAUCCGCUUUGGCAAACUGAGGGUCCUGCGCUCUAGAGAGAAAGUGGUGGAUAUAGAAGUGAAUGGAUCACCAGUAGAUCUUCAUAUGAAGCUGGGAGAUAAUGGAGAAGCAUUCUUUGUACAAGAGACCCAGCAGGACAGUGAGACAAUUCCUGCCCAUUUGGUUACAUCACCCAUACCAUCAGACUGUGAUGCGGUGUUCUGGGGACAAGAGUCAGCGGUGAUAGGUUCAUGUGUAGAGGGCGGGGUCAUGGAGGAUGACAGCACUGUGAUGAGAAAGAAAAAAAGGAGAAGAAGAAAACCUAAAACGACUGAACAGAGGAAAGACGAGCAGAGCCCUCCUGGAGCAAACCAGGUGUCGGGCAGUGAAGUGAGACAAUCUCUCAGAUGGUUCGACAGCUAUCCUCUCUCUGACUGGCCAACAGACAGUGUUCAGGAGGCCAGUUCUGCUAAGAGUGAUUCAGAACUGAUGAAGAAAUCCUCCGACAGAUCUAAUCAAGACUCACAUAUGCAGUGGACGUGGGGAGAACUGCCAGAAUCUACAAAGGUCAUUCAGAGAGACCGAGCACGAUCCCUUCAGAACAGCAGCGCUACUCUAUCAGAGAACACACACUUCAGAGUCAUCCUUGAUGAUAUGAUGACACACGGUCUGCAGUCUGCUGAACGUGUCUGUCCGAUCCUCAGACCUCAACCCAGAACUCCUCAACCUCACACAAACAAACCUCAGUCAUCUUAUCCUCUCAAAGACCACACACAAAGACCUGAACACCACGCGGGACGUCCUGCAUCAGCAUCACAGCAUCAGACAGAGAAAACACAUCUGAACACAUCCAAACUACAAACACACCUGCUGGAGCAUCAUCCAAACAAACUGACUCCACAUACGUCCAAACUAGAACCUCAUAUUCCCAAAGCAUCAUCAGACCGUGUGUGUGGACAUCAACCGUCAGCUCAUCCGUUGGGAGACGUGAAGGAGAUCUCCCCUGAGUCUCAGAACGUCUCAGAAUCACCCUGCAUGAGAAAAGUUGUGAGGAAGAGAAGUCAUCAUCAGGGACCUGAAGACAUUUACCUGGAUGACCUCAAUGGGCUGGAACCACACAUAGCUGCUCGCUACUUUCCCAAUAGUGAUCUGUUUAGGGGACACUGGGAGGAAGACUGUGAACGUUCUUCAUCUCCACAGUCAGUAAGCAGCGCUACGGCCGUAGACAGUGGAACAGAGUGUUCAUCUGAACCGCCUUCUGAUCUGCUGUCUGUGUCUCUGUCUCUCUGUGGAGGUCUGGGAGACGAUGCCAACAUCAACAAAGAGAAAUUUCUGGAGCAUAUGGUCACACAUCAGGUGUUUGCAGACAAUCCAAACAUCAUUGACAAUCCAAACCUGGUGGUGAAAAUUGGCAACGGAUAUUAUAACUGGAUGCUGGCAGCACCUUUCAUUCUCAGCAUGCAAGCGUUUCAGAAGAAUCUGCCUAAGGCUACAGUGGAGGCUUGGGUUAAAGAAAAAAUGCCAAAAAAGACGAAGAGCUGGUGGUUCUGGAGGAAGAGUGAGCAGUCACAAUCCAAAAAACAAGAGACAACAAACACAGUCGGAGUCUCCCGCCAUGAAGACUACAGACCCUCACAACAGGUGACAGCAGACAGCUCGAGCGAGGAGGAAUCCAGAGAACUGAACCCCACAGCGUUAGAAAACCACCACACGCCCUCCUAUAAGAAAUCACUGCGACUCUCAUCAGAGCAAAUCGCCAGUCUCGGGCUCAAAGACGGACCCAAUGAUAUUGUGUUCAGCAUCACAACGCAGUAUCAGGGCACGUGUCGAUGUGAAGGAACCAUCUACUUGUGGGAUUGGAGUGACAAGAUCGUCAUAUCUGAUAUUGACGGCACGAUCACAAAGUCUGAUGUUUUAGGUCAGUUUCUUCCUCAGCUCGGUAAAGACUGGACCCAUCAGGGCAUCGCCAAACUUUACCACACCAUACAUGAAAAUGGCUAUAAGUUUCUCUACUGUUCUGCACGGGCGAUUGGCAUGGCGGGCAUGACCAGAGGUUAUUUACAUUGGGUUAAUGAUGAAGGCACCAUCUUACCAAGAGGACCUCUGAUGCUGUCACCCAGCAGUCUGUUCUCUGCUUUCCACAGGGAGGUGAUUGAGAAGAAGCCGGAGAUAUUUAAGAUUGAGUGCAUGACAGACAUUAAGCAUCUUUUCCCUCAGAAUUCACAGCCGUUCUAUGCGGCCUUCGGCAACCGCAGCAAUGAUGUGUUUGCCUAUAAACACACUGGUGUUCCUACGUGUCGCAUCUUCACAGUGAACACGAGAGGAGAAGUAAAUCAGGAGCAAUGCAAAACACUCAAGACAUCAUACAAGCGUCUGAGUGAACUGGUGGAUCACGUUUUCCCCCUGCUGGACAGAGAGCACAACUCAGCGUUCAUCCACCCAGAAUUCAGUUCGUUCUGCUUCUGGAGGGAACCCGUUUCUGAAGUCUGUCUCGACGAUUUGCUUUGACGACAUAUUUCUUCAGAGGCACGUGUCAGAUUGAGAAGUUGUCUUUUAGAUGGAGUUUCGUGAAUACAGAAUCGAAUUAUCGAAGCCGACAAAACAACAGUGAAAAGUGAUGCAUUAUGCAGAUUUAUCAAAGAAUCAAUAUGCUGUUGUUAAAAAAGCUUUAAUUUAUAACAGGAAGCUUAUUUGCACAUUUUUUUGUAGCACUUGUCAUAUCAAUUCAAAUGCCUUUGCUGGUGUAUAUACUGUUGCCGUACGUUUCUUUUCCGCACAAAAUAUAUAUUAAAUUGUAAAGACAGUAAUAAAUGAUAAAUGAAAUGCAUCGAUGAACAUGCCAUUUAGACUUCAAAAACACAUUUUGUCUCACUGGAAUGAGGGCAAAUACAUUCAUGUAGAUUAUAAAACGAAAAUAUGGAGAAUCAGCCAUACAUUCUGCAUACAGUAGUCCUGUUCGUGUACAAAUGACCGCACCAGUGAUUAAACAUUCAACAUGACCGUAUACAAAAACACAUAACACGUCUUUCACGAAUAACUGAAAUCUAGUAGUUAAUUUGUAAACAAAGUAUUGAGAGAGAACCCUAUGGAUGGGUUUAAGUUAUGAGUAAUACUUUACAAAAAGGUUAAACUUGUUGACAUUAGUAAAUGCUUUAGCUGACAUGAACCAACAAUACAGUUUUUAGCAUUUAUUCAUUAAAAAGUUAGAUUUUAAAAUGUAUUAGUAAAUGCUGAAUUUAACAUGAACUAAUAUUAAUAAAUGCUGUAAUAUUGUUCAUUCCCUGUUGAAAAAACCUGCAUGUUGGUUAAGUAUGUUUUGAUGCUCGUCCUUAGCUGGUUUAAGCUGGUCAAACCAGCAUCAAAACAUACCCAACCCAGCAUACGCUGUUUUUUUCAACAGGGUUGUUAGUUUAAGUUAGCCAAUGCAUUAACUAACGUUCACAAAAAUAACCUUAUUGUAAAGUGUUAUCUGAGAAAAAAGCAGACAACAGCAAGAGAGUUUGAAUUCGGUCAUCUGGCGGCAUAAAUUCUAGUACACGUUUGUGUAAUUUAAAUGACAGAAAAAACCCUAACUAGCUUGUGCUCAGAAGGAUUCGGGUCACGUUGGAGUUGUAAGGUUUUAUCUGACGUACGUUCUUGGCGAAAUUGAGUUAUUCACAUAUUCUUAUUCUGUGACAACUUAUUUACAUUUACAUUCUUUACGCUGUGCAUUUUGGGACUUUUUUAAAAAGCGAAAAUGUUCUAUCCACAAAGUCCAAUGCAAUGCAAAAACUUUGAAGCUCAACAACUCAAAACUGCUCAGAAUGCAGAUAGAAACAUGUAAUUCCAAAAUCUACGAAAUCAUGUCGUUUUUGUGUAGUUAUUCGGAUCACAGUCAAUUACUUUACUGACUUCUGCUUUCAAACAAACAUCAAGUGCCCCACCAGACAGACCUAUUUUUUUGCCAUUUAUGUUAAGCUAUAGUUUUUUUUUCAAUGGAUGCUCAUUUUGUUUAGCUUCUGUUCUGAAAGGAAAAUAUAGACCACUUCACAAGAUGUAAACACUGAUCAAGAAGCACUUCCGGUUUGGUUUUAUUAUUGUAGCCUAUUAUUGUAUUGUAUUAUACAUCAGUUUAAAAUUCUUACAUGGUUAUAAAUGUUCUGAUUGUUGUAUUUUGUUUAAAUGUUUGUGUAAACAGGAAGUUCUUCUGGACCAGCGUUUCUUACGUCUCCCGAAGUGGUCUAUACAAGGCCAUGAGACAAUUGGUGAAAAGGUUUCUCUUUGGCAUUUUUUUCAACAAUAAUGAAAAGUUUAAAUUGAAAAACAAACUAAACAUAAAAUGAUUAGUUUUAAAAUGAUAAGUGUUUUUAAUAUGUAUUGGUUCAUUCUUCUUUUACACUUGAGCUGACAUAAACCUCAUGACUCAUGCCAUAA